Chrysemys picta bellii (western painted turtle) is the source of this 6120-nucleotide messenger RNA. RefSeq lists its product as uncharacterized. Lineage: Eukaryota; Metazoa; Chordata; Testudines; Emydidae. The record is from RefSeq and is a predicted model, not a curated record.
AGACAUCAUUUAGGCAAAAAAAGUGUGUGUUAGUGGAAAUGGCAGUCAUCACUAGACUUUUUUUACAUUUAAAUAAGAGUUCCAGGACCCUAGCGUGUGAAACGUCAAACGAGUAUGAACAAGUCAGUCAAUUAAAAAAAGAAACAAUAAAAUUUUCACAUGAUGUCAGCACUAAAAUACUCCCAAUCUGCCAUACCUGACCCUUCAGAAAAAGUCUGGGUACAUUUCCUUUUUCCUAACAGUGGUGUGGAGGUUCCAGUAACUGUACAUUCGGGCUGUCUAUAUAAAAGGUGGGAAUUCUCCCAUGUCCCUUUAAAAAUACAGUUGUCAAGCAUGCUGCAUUUCAGUAUUUAUACCUAAUACAUUUAAAAGAUGACAAAAUAGUUUUUAAAGAUGCUAAUAAUAAAAUUGAUGUAAAGAUGGGAGGGGAACCAACCUACAAAGGUUGCACACAGGAACAAAUCUGCUGUGAGGUUUUUGUGCCUCAGGCAAGUGCAGUUCCCAGCAUGUAAAGAGAUGGACUCCCAAAAUUUGCCUUCAGAUUUUCAUCCCAACAUUUAAGGGUGCAAUAGUCUUGGGAUUUGGCUGUCCUAUUUUUGAGAAAGGAGCCACUCACAACAUUUGCAUCUGGAUUGUGAACAUCCAAAGGGUUGUGAGUGUUUAAGUCUUUAGUUACAAUGUACACCCUAUGAGCAAAACGGAUGGAAUGUGAUUGGGAAGAUGUGUGCACAUGGUGAUCAUAAACAGUGCACCUUAGGUGACUAUUAUAUGUAGUACCAUCUGGUCAUGAAUGAAAAAGCACAUCAAACCAUGAAAUAAUCUCUAAACUCGUCCUUUAUUUGGGAAAUAUUUAUCCCAUUGACUCAUUUAAAUCUUUGUGUUAGCAUGAAAUGCUGCAAAGCUGUAUUUUAUACCAAUAUAACCAUUUAGCUUCAGUAUGCUUGUUUUUUGAGCCAGAUUCAAAGGCAGAUAGAAAUGCAUUAAUGGAAAAGUCAUACCCUUGUCUGUACAAUUACUGUAAAGAAAGAGGUUACAACUUCCAGAUGCUGGACCUAAGAUGGGGGCUAAAAGAUGGUGUCAGCAACAAUCACUGCAGGGUUUUACUUCACUUGAAAAUGCUGAAGAAGUGCCAGCAGUUGGGACACCAAACAUUCUUUGUUUUCAUUGGGCAAAAGCAUGACAAUCCUGUCAUCCCAGAAAUCAUAUCAAAGGAAAACUUAAACGCAAUUAAAGACACAAUUGAAAGCAUAAAGCUGGUUGCAAUAAAGCUAAAGCAGAAUAUGCCAAGUAGCUUACUACAUGGUGGCUCAAAAGAGGCAGUUCUGACUGAGAAAACAGAACAGGUAGAUGAUAAUCAGACUGGUGUUACCCAAAAUUUUCUGGGAACUGACAAGUCAUCAAAAGAAAAGACAGUUGAGACCCACCCCAAUAAAGAACCAGAAUCAAAUAUUUCAGAUGAGCAGGAUUUGCCUAAUGUGUCUCCACUCACACAACAUAAACCUGUGGUCGAAUAUGAGAAAGAACUGCAGCUUCUUAAUCAGUGGUACAAACUGGAUGAAAAUUUUGACCCAAGUGUUUACAGGCUUCUACCUAUCAGCUUCGGCACACUAAUAUCUAUGAGACAAGCGUUAGCUGGGGAAAGGAUGGAAUCAACCCCAUCAGCAACAGAUCCCAUGCCUGCUACUUUGAACGCCUGUGCAGUGACUUUCAGAAAAUUGUCAUCACGCACUUCAACAGAAUGACCUGUUCAAAGAAUUUCCCUGGGGGGCUGGAUGCAAGGAAAAGAAAGCAAGUGUAUAGAGGUUAUAGUGAUGAAGAGAUUCUGGAGCACGUCCAGCAUUGUCAAGCACUGAUUUUGAAGCACUGAUUAAGGAGUUUGCCUUGUUGCUGGAAUUCGCUGCAGAGGAGAAAGCACUGUUGCUAAGUCUGGAUGGUGUAGAUGAGUUGUCAGAGGAGUAGGGAGCUGACUUUUCCUGGAUACCCACUGAGCUACCUGAAAAUGUCUAUUUUAUUGUUUCUACAUCUACAGAAUCGAAUUGCUCAUCCUUGAAAACACUGAAACAAAUUACAGUGGAACAAAACGUUCUACAAAUACCUCAUCUUACACCUACAGAAAUAAAUGAAAUGAUCACUUACUGGUUGGAAAGGGACCAUCGAAGACUCUCAAGUUACCAACAGCAACUUUUAAUGGAGGCUUGUGCAGCCUGCCCAUUGCCACUCUAUGUGUUUUGUGCCUUUAAAGAGUCAUAUGUGUGGGCAUCCUUCAGUCCAGAGACAGAGGUGUAUCUCCCGCCAAAUCUUUCUAAAAUGUACUCACAGUUACUGGACAGAAUGGAAAAAAAACAUGGGGAGCAAGUUGUCAAAAGAAUGGCAGCUUACAUCACCCUGUCAAGAAGCAGUAUAGCACUGGAAGAACUACUAGAUUUUUUGUCUCUGGAUGAUGCAGUAAUUCAGGAAAUAACAAAAUACCAAAAGGUGUCCAUUUCAGUGUUCCCCCUAGUGUUAUGGAUGAAACUUCAGGAUGAUCUUGGAGAACAUCUGGUAGAACAAAGAACUGAUAACACUUAUGUUUUCAACUGGGCUCAUUCAUUUCUGAAGCAUAUCUGUAUGGAGAGAUAUCUGAAAGUGUAUGAUUCACAGCUGUCUUUUCAUGCUGCCUUUAAAUAUUAAAUUAAAUUAAUGGAGAUAUCCUAUCUCCUAGAACUGGAAGGGACCUUGAAAGGUCCAGCCCCCUGCCUUCACUAGCAGGACCAAGUACCAAUUUUGCCCCAGAUCCCUAGGUGGCCCCCUCAAGGAUUGAACUCACAACCCUGGGUUUAGUAGGCCAAUGCUCAAACCACUGAGCUAUCCCUCCCCCCUUUGCUGAUUACUACCGAGGGCACAGGCUUCCUCAUGGUCUUGGGAAGUACGGAGAAGUGAUCACUUCCCAGCCUCUGGCCUGGGUUUUGAAGAAAGAAUUCAAAGUCAAUUAUGUUUUCAAUCUUGGUAAACUUUUUGGAACUUCAUAUCACCUGAUCAGAUCUAACAAUAUUCCCCAUUCUGCUAAUAACAGAAUGUCUGUUUAAUUAUGAAUUUCUCUUGCAUAAAGUAUGGGCUUCAUCAGUUAUCAACAUAGAAGAGGAUUUAAAAGCAGCUACCAGUGCUGGGAGGUGAGUUCAUAGUAAUACCUAAUAAAAGCAAUAAUCAUGGAUCUGGAAAGCUACUGAAUCCUGAGCCUCUUUUCUCCUCCAUCCCCCUUCAUGAUUCCAGCAUCACAUCUAGUACGUCUGAACAACAAUAUGACACGUUAGCAAGGACCAGUCUAUUUCACUUGGACAAAUUCAUUUUUAAUCACUAUAACUAGACCUUCACAAUUGGAAAUUUUGGUAACACACUAAGUAUUCCAGUAGCUCUAGAUUUGUUUUACAACCUACUUUUCCAGUUAGCAGUUUUUUAAAAUAUGUACAGGUAAUAAUUAAUAUUUAUUUAGCACCUGUCAUCUCAAAGCAUUUCAGAAACUAUCUCUAGGGAGACAACCAGUUGGUGCAGAGCAACACUGCACAUCAUUGGGGAGGAAAUAUUUUGGCCAAUGACAUUUACCUCUUACUUAACACAUGGGAUCUCCAAUAUCUUCACGUAGUAGGCAGUUUGUAAGAUCUCAUUGUUCAGAUCCUUUCAUAUAUGUAUGCUCUAGUUAUUUAUAAAAAGAGAUGAUAUUUGAGUAUGUAAUAGUACAAGUGGGAUGAAUAAAAAUUGUACCAUAUUAUAUGCCGGCCUGACAUUUGUCAUGAAAAAUUACUUAUCCGAGGCUCAAAAAUCUACUUGCCCACUUUGCCAUGGUGAUUGAUGGUAAUGAAAAAAAUAUCAUCUUACUCACCCAUAAAAAAAUUAUUUGUCAUGGAUGAGUAGAGUUACCAAGGCUGCUGCCUACAUAAUGUGCCUCUGAAAUCUAUUGUACAGAAAAGCUAAAGCCAAUAAAGAACGCUAUCAUGGUACUGUGAGACUAGAUUGAUAGGGAUUUCCCUCUCCACCCUUCCCCCAAACUGAUCACACUGAAAUUCAGAACUAGAAAGCUAAAAGGAACAAAAAAAAUUUUUUUUCAGAUAAAGCCAUUUCUUCUGACACCUAGUUUCAAAAUACCCAACAACGGAAUGUCUCUCGAAAUCUACCUUGUUUGAAGGAAUUGUGCCAAUGCACUGGCUUAAAUAAAGGAGUUAGACUGGAAUUGUUACUAUGUUAAACACAUUGUUACAGUGAAAAGUGAAAGUGAUCUGUUGGAUUAUGUUCUUUAUUAGGCUUUCUAGCCCCUUGAACCUCCAGACCAGCAGGCAAAUGGCUGGAAGGACAUUGUGUUACACUCUUUAGUUACUGAGUCACAGCAAAGGGAUAAGGUGCACUCAUCUGGGUUAACCAUGGGUACCAGUAUUACCUACACCCCACUUUUCAUUUCCAGGACCUCUCCUCUAUGAAAGUGGGGCUUAUAAUGGCUAUAAUUUUCAUGAUCUUCAAGAUAGUUUGAGGUCCUUAUUUCAGUUUAUUGUGGGGGCCCAUACAAUUCCAAAUAAGUAGGUAUGAUUGAAAAUUUUCAGUCAAGAUUGCUUUUCUAUGGAAAAUUGUCAUUUUGACAGAAUUUUUUUGUAUGAAAAGUAUCUUCUUUUUGCUGAAAGUUUCAACUUUUCAUUCAAAACAACAACCAAACCCUAAAACUAAAAAGUUUGUGCAAACAUCAAAAAAUUUUGAAUCAGAAAUGGCACCACAGGGCUUUGCUGUAGUUUGUGUGCCUUGGGCCCUGCUUUCAUCUAUAGGUUAUCAUAUCUCCCAUGAUCCACUGCAGAGACUCAGGAAAAGGGAGACUGGUGCAUCAUGGAAGAUACAGUCCCAGGGAGCCUGGCCCAUAGAGGAGAACAGGGACAUGAGGCACUCAAACAACAACUCCUUUGAGAAAAUGCAGUGGCAUUUCGCAGCUGAAAUUUUCAGUUUUCAGUCAAAAGUUGCCAGUUUUAUUUUUAACUUGGUUUUAUUUAUUUUUUGCCAUAAAGUUAAAAUUUUCCACAGAAAAAAGAAUUCUGACCAGCUCUAUAACUAAGUCAUUACUCACAUAGUUGUAGUUAAUACAUAAUAAAGGCCAGAUUCUGAGACCUUACCCUGAGUAGUACCUUACUCCUUGGGUAAAACCACUGAAAUCAGUAUCUAGCUCUAAGGGCCAGAUUGUUAUAUCCUUACUCAUAUUAAGUGGCACCUUACUCCCUGAGUGGUCCAUUGAUUCCAGUGGGGCUGUUUGUGAAGUAAGGCAGAUGGCAGUACUCAGUGUGAGCAAGACUAUCACAGUUUGGUUUUGUGUGCAUUAAUUUCUGUGCCUUAUGAUUUUAGCAUAAACUUUAUUUGAAGGACUUCCAACAUAAAUGUUCUCUGAUUUGGUUGUGGGUUUUUUUUAAAGUUGUAUGUAUUCAUUAUUUAUUUUAUUUAAUCAUGAUCUCUGUUGGGUACUUGGUUAGAUAGCAAAAAUAAUUAUUCAUCCCAUUUGCAUUUAUAGAAGUGUUGCCCUCUUUUCUUACGAUGUUGUCAAAAGAACUGCAAAGCUGAGUGGAGCUUUGACACCCUAAGAAUGGGUCUUUCAGCCUCAGUCCAACUUUAUUCCCAACAAACAGCAAGAAUGGAAAACAAUGAAAACUGACCUUUUUAAAUGAAACACUAGAAGUGCCCAGGCCCUCUACUGACUUUAUAUAUAAAAGCAAUAUGGUAUUUGAUAGGUUUUUCAUCCACAUGACAAUAUUUUAUUUGAAUCUAUUAAGUGAAGCUCUCAAGUUAUCCAAGAAAGUUUUGCUGAAGGACCCUUGCCAGCUGGCUUCACAGCGUAUAGGCCGUCUACAUCAAAUUGUAGCUGCAGAUAAGCCAGUGGCACCAGGUACCACAUAUGUAUCUAUAUUAUUAAUUUUCGGUUUAACUUUCAUGACUAUUGAAUCUGAGUCUGGUAUUCUCUGUUGAGGAAGUGGAUUUUAAACUGCUUAUAUUUUAAACACAAGUUUAAAAAUACUGAAUAUAAAAAAAAAUAAACAAAGUGACUUUGAGUCAAUAAGGACAUUUUUGUACAAACUGAGGGCUGGUCCACACUAACCCCCCAGUUCGAACUAAGAUACGCAA